Messenger RNA from Mandrillus leucophaeus (drill), 767 nucleotides. RefSeq names its product guanidinoacetate N-methyltransferase (gene GAMT). NCBI's taxonomy places the organism in Eukaryota, Metazoa, Chordata, Mammalia, Primates, Cercopithecidae. The transcript is spliced from 6 exons. Gene Ontology annotation, cellular component: cytoplasm; nucleus. The annotation marks the transcript as partial. The record is from RefSeq and is a predicted model, not a curated record. Gene Ontology annotation, molecular function: guanidinoacetate N-methyltransferase activity. Gene Ontology annotation, biological process: creatine biosynthetic process.
GACCCGGCGGACACGCACCUGCGCAUCCUGGGCAAGCCGGUGAUGGAGCGCUGGGAGACCCCCUAUAUGCACUCGCUGGCCGCCGCCGCCGCCUCCAGAGGGGGCCGGGUCCUGGAGGUGGGCUUUGGCAUGGCCAUCGCAGCGUCGAAGGUGCAGGAGGCGCCCAUUGAUGAGCACUGGAUCAUCGAGUGUAAUGACGGCGUCUUCCAGCGGCUCCAGGACUGGGCCCCGCGGCAGACACACAAGGUCGUCCCCUUGAAAGGCCUGUGGGAGGAUGUGGCGCCCACCCUGCCUGACGGUCACUUUGAUGGGAUCCUGUACGACACGUACCCACUCUCGGAGGAAACCUGGCACACACACCAGUUCAACUUCAUCAAGAACCACGCCUUUCGUCUGCUAAAGCCGGGGGGUGUCCUCACCUACUGCAACCUCACCUCCUGGGGGGAGCUGAUGAAGUCCAAGUACUCAGACAUCACCACCAUGUUUGAGGAGACACAGGUGCCUGCGCUGCUGGAGGCCGGCUUCCGGAGGGAGAACAUCCGUACCGAGGUGAUGGCGCUGGUCCCACCGGCCGACUGCCGCUACUACGCCUUCCCGCAGAUGAUCACGCCCCUGGUCACCAAGGGAUGAGCCCCCACCCCGGCCCGGGCACACCUGUGCCCUCCUCCGUGCCUUCCUGGCCGGGAGUCUAGGCUCUCCCGCCAGCCCCGGGCUGAUCCCAGCUGUGUCACCAGCAGCUUUCCCAGCUUCUCUGUGAGGGGUCACAC